Messenger RNA from Exophiala oligosperma, 1321 nucleotides. RefSeq lists its product as hypothetical. The coding region runs from base 449 to 793 and encodes 114 amino acids. Lineage: Eukaryota; Fungi; Ascomycota; Eurotiomycetes; Chaetothyriales; Herpotrichiellaceae. The transcript has 2 exons. The record is from RefSeq and is a predicted model, not a curated record.
AUUGGAGCACUGUGAGGUAUGUUUUGCCAGAACGCCUGUAUUGUGUGUUUUUGAUGUUCCGGGACGGAGCCUCUCGUACAACCAGGGAUGCAGCUUCCUCAACACCAUGUCAUUGGUGUGCGCGAACCAGCCACCGACGACGACUCCUCUCCUGAGAGAUUUAUAUGACCCCCUGCAACUCCCUCUCAAUGACAAGAAAAGGUCUACCAGAGCAAGGAAAAGAACAUAACUGAAUCCCCAAAGCAACAGUAGUAGCAACAACAUCGACGCCAUCACCGGCUUCACCUUCAAGUCUUCUUGAUCCAAUACGUUCAGGUGAACUGUCAUACAGCAGUGACCUCCCCAUUCACAAUGCCUCAAUCCAACGGCAUAACUAAUGGCAUAACUAACGGCAUUAACGGCACAAACGGCACACACGGCACAAUCAGCGAUUACUGGUUACCUGGAUAUGGGCUUUCUCGACAUAUCGUCCUUCGACAGAUGCAAUACCAUCUUGGCCCUACUGCCACAGUACGGCCAUACUCCUAUCAGGUACAGAAGGCAACACUCAUCCUCGAGAGGUGCAGACACUCACCAGUUCCAGGGGCGUGAAGGCUACCUCAUCAACGGACGAGAACUGACGAAGGAACAAAUCGACGACCUCAAACGACAGUCUAGAGAGUAUGAGAGGCAGCAGACCAUCCGCAUGUCCGGAAGGCCUAUGACAACCACCGAGUCCCCAGAGCGUGAUAUCAACGAACCUAUUGUGGUGACUAUCGGGAGUCGACGGUCAGCCUACCACAGAUAUCGAUGACACUGUGGGCCGGAGAACACAUUUGUCGUUUAAUCUCUUUCCAUAUUUCUAUCAAAGGGUCUCACGUUGUUCAACUUCCAUAUCGGAGUUCACCAAGGAGUCGCACACUGGGGAGAGGGUAGCAAAUGAAGUGCACAAUUUCCAAGUCAAGAUUCGAUGUAUCUUGAUGUAUCUCCAAUGGAGCACCGUCUAGCGGCCAUGACUAUAUCUCCAUGCCACCGCCGUCACUGGUGAUGAUCUAUUUCGGAGGGAAUUUCUCGGGGGAAUGUCGUCGUCUUAUAGCGGGUGAUAGCACUUGUAUCAAUACUAGGAGCUUGACAAUAUGGGGAGGGCAUAUGUCAGCAUCGACGCGUUUAGGCUCGAGAGUGAAGUGAUAUUUGAGGUGGAUUGAUCUGUCCGAGGUGAUAUUGACUAGGUGGAAUUGUUCGGAGAAGAUGGCCUUGUCGUAUGUUUCGUCCAUGAUGACCACCCGUGAACUCUUUGAUCUGGGAUGGGAUUGGUUGGUCGACUGCAAUAUCUUGUCUAUCA